Messenger RNA from Eurypyga helias (sunbittern), 624 nucleotides. RefSeq names its product CD8b molecule (gene CD8B). The transcript is spliced from 5 exons. Gene Ontology annotation, cellular component: cell surface. Gene Ontology annotation, biological process: regulation of immune response. The record is from RefSeq and is a predicted model, not a curated record. Gene Ontology annotation, molecular function: MHC class I protein binding; coreceptor activity. NCBI's taxonomy places the organism in Eukaryota, Metazoa, Chordata, Aves, Eurypygiformes, Eurypygidae. Bases 1 to 624 code for a protein of 207 amino acids.
AUGGUCCAGCUCUGGCUCCGUCUCUGCAUCUGCCUCCAGAUCCCAGGUUUCUGUACAAAUCUACUUUUAUCCCAGACUCCGGAGCGUAUUUUAUCCCAAACUAACGGUAAAACAGAAAUCCUCUGUGAGCUGAAGAAUGAGUAUGCUGGGGUGUACUGGUACCGCUGGAGCCAGGAGAGGCAAAAUUUUGAGUUCUUGAUAUUUUCUAACCUGUUGGGCAAAGCCACCUACGGUGCAAACAUCAACCAGGACAAGUUUAGUGUCCAUAGGGCGAGUUCCCACAAAUUCUACAGCCUGCACAUCAGCCACCUCCACGCGUCGGACAACGGCACCUAUUACUGCUCCGUCUUCCAGUCCUCCCAGCUCCUCCUGGGCAGUGGAACACAGCUCAGUGUGGUUGAUUUUCUGCCUCUGCCUCCCAAGACCACUCAAGCACCACUCUCCACAAAGCCUGUGCGGUGCGUAACCGAAAGCAAAGCAACCAGCAAAAAAGGUGCCUGCAGCCCCCUGGUCUGGGUCCCCCUGGCCACCGGCAUCCUGGUCCUCCUGCUGAGCUUGGUCCCCACCGCCUACCGCCUCCACCGUCUGCAGCGGAGGCUGUGGCUUCGCAUCCACAGGCAGUAA